UAGAAAUACACUUGCAAAUUAGGGAUUGAAUGCAACGAUAUACUGAAGAAAAGCCCAAACUGAAGAAGAUUUUGAAGAAUCAUAGAAUCUGUCUAACAACUGAUACUUAGACCUCAAAUCAAAACUUAAAUUAUAUGAGUCUAACAGCCCAUUGGAUUGAUGAUCACUGGAAGCUUCAGAAACGUAUCCUCAAUUUCUGUUCAAUAGCAGAUCACAAAGGGGAGACACUUGGAAAACAGGUUGAAGAAUGUUUGCUGGACUGGGGUAUUGAUCGUCUAUUCACAGUCACAGUUGACAAUGCAUCCUCAAAUGACAAGCUAAUUGAGUACUUGAAGGGUGUGUGCGAAGACUGGAAUGGAGUUGUGUUAAAGAACAAAUUUCUUCAUGUGAGGUGUUGCGCCCAUAUAGUCAACUUAGUCGUUAAGAGUGGACUUGAAGAACACAAUCACUCUAUCGAGAGGAUAAGAACUGCAGUUAAAUUUGUGAGGUCUUCACCAUCAAGAUUGAAAAUAUUCAAGAAAUGCGCAGAGUUAGAGAAAAUAUCCAGCAAAAGUCUUGUGACAUUGGAUUUGGAGACAAGAUGGAAUGCUACUUAUUUAAUGUUGGAGAAUGCUGAAAGGUUUGAGAAAGCUUUUGCAAGACUGGCAAAAGUGUGCAAGCCAUUCAAAGAAUACUUCCCAAACAAAGAUCCUCCCGAUCCUGAUGAUUGGCAAACCGCAAGGCGAAUAUUGUGUUUCUUGAAACUUUUUGAAAAGGUCACAACUCGUCUCUCAGCCUCUUUACAUGUAACUUCAAGCAUUGUUUUCCAUGACAUAAUGUUGAUGCGUGCAAAAUUAAUUGAGAUUGCUGGAGGUGAAGAUCCAACAUUAUCUUCAAUGGCAUAUCUCAUGAAAAUCAAAUUUGACAAGUACUGGAAACAAGAAGGCAAUCUGAACUACUUAUUAUUUAUUGCUGUCAUUUUGGAUCCUAGAUACAAGCUUCAAUAUUUGGUAUUUUGCUUGGAACUUAUGUAUGGACCAGAUGAAGGCAAAGAACUAGCUGAGAAAAUUGAAUCAGCUCUUAAUGAAUUGUUUGGCUGCUAUGUUGAAUCUGUUAAUGCCUCUUGUUCUAGAAAUAGAGGAUCAAAUCAAUAUCCAGUUCACAUCAAUGUAGAUGAGGAGGAUGAAGAGAAUCCCUGGGAUAUGCUAGCAUCUCAAUUUGAGCGACACAUGGCGGAGGUUGAGACGGAACCAAAUGAUUCAGAGUUGUCAAGAUAUCUAGCUGAUAAGCGGGAGAAGAGAACUAAAGAGUUCGACAUUUUAGAUUAUUGGAAAGUGAGCUCAAAUAAGUAUCAUGUACUCUCCCAUUUGGCAAAGGAUGUGCUAGCUGUUCCAGCUUCCACGGUUCCUUCGGAGUCAGCUUUUAGCACAGGUGGACGUAUUAUAGAUCCUCUUCGUUGCAGUCUAUCAACUAGCACAGUUGAAGCUUUGAUUUGCACGCAAAGUUGGCUACAGACAUCUCAAUGUAAAGUGAGUGCAAGAGAGGUUGCCGAAGACAUUCAAACAUAUGAGGAGAUUAGAGAAGAAUUCCUUUCGAAGGACUGCGUCGAUAACCAACAGAUCGAUUUCACUGAGUUUGAAGGAUAGCAAUUUCUAACAAGGCACAUAUUUGUUUCUGACAAGAGUUGCCUCUUCACAUGGCUGUUUUUGGAGUUCUUCAGAAACAAGCUUAGUGGUGCACUUACAGGUUUGACACGUGUUCGGAGAUUCCAGCAGGACGAUGCCCAUGUCUUUUGCAGAGAGAACCAAACUUUAUUUGGAUAGACCAUACUUGUUUACUAUCCUCAAGAAUGAAUCAUAUCAAUGUCAUACUUUAUUCUGUGCUCAUUCUGGAUGUAUGCAGAGAGCUUUCCAUUCAUGUAUGCAGAGAGCUUUCCAUUCAGUUUAACAGUAUAAAAUACAGUGGCGAUAGCUUAAGGAAUCUGGAUGAUAUUUGUGCUCAUUCUCAAUCA
Panicum virgatum (switchgrass) is the source of this 1990-nucleotide messenger RNA. RefSeq names its product zinc finger BED domain-containing protein RICESLEEPER 1-like. Bases 135 to 1625 code for a protein of 496 amino acids. Lineage: Eukaryota; Viridiplantae; Streptophyta; Magnoliopsida; Poales; Poaceae. Gene Ontology annotation, molecular function: DNA binding; protein dimerization activity. The transcript is spliced from 5 exons. The record is from RefSeq and is a predicted model, not a curated record.